UAUAAAAUACAUUUCAGAUUCGUUUCAAAUAUGACUUGGCAAGGCUCGUGACUUUUGACUAAUAACAAAGAUUAUUUUUUUACUGUGCUACAUGGAAAUGGAGGAGCAAGCUGUAGUAUUAGAGAAAGAGUCAUGGUCUAUACACAUGAAUUCGACGAUGAACUGUGCAAAUUGAGAGUUAACGCUGCAAAAAACAGUGUUUUCUUAACCGAAAUUACUUACCUGAAGUUAAUAAAUUAUGUACAAAAAGCCAAAAUGACUACUAAGAAGGAAACCAGGGACUAUUGGUUGCUGAAUCGCUACGAUGUGAUGAUUGUGGAAAGCAAAAGUAAACUCAUUUAUCCUGUUAAAGAAGGCGCCAAUACUAUAAAGUAUUACGUUACGGACAAUGAGUUAUUUCACGUACUUCAUGAAGCUCAUUUGUCUAUUGGACACGGAGGACGUGAUAGAAUAAUGAAAGAACUUUCAACCAAAUACAAUAACAUUACACGUCAUGAUAUUGAACUGUAUAUCCACCUUUGUGAACCUUCCCAAAAAAAACAGAAAGGUAUUAAAAAGGGCAUUGUUGUGAAACCUAUGGUUUUUUCUGAUUUUAAUUCCCAUUGUCAGGUAGAUCUCAUUGACUUUCUGUCUCAACCAGAUAAAGAAUACAAAUUUAUUAUGGUGUACCAAGAUCAUCUCACAAAAUUUGUGAUUCUCAGAACUCUAACAUCAAAAAGAGCUGAAGAAGCAGCCAACAACCUAGUGGACAUAUUCACGUUGCUUGGAGCGCCAUCUAUAUUACAGUCUGACAAUGGUAGGGAAUUUGUCAAUAAUGUGGUGACGAGCUUGAAGGAGUUUUGGCCAGCACUGAAGCCUCGCCAUUCACAAAGCCAGGGUAGUGUCGAAAGAGCUAAUCAAGAUAUCGAAAAUAUUCUUUGUGCAUGGAUGCAAGAUAAUAAGUCUGACCGCUGGAGUGAAGGACUGCGUUUCGUGCAAUUUACGAAAAAUAGAGCUUAUCAUUCUGGGAUCAAAAGAACACCAUACGAAGCUCUUUCUGGCUGCAAACCUAAAUUAGGGCUUACAACGUUUUCUCUACCCGAGGAUGUUUUAAAAGACGUAAAUACAGAGGAGCAGCUAGGAAAAGUAAUAGAAAGCGUCCAAAUAAUGGACAAAGACGAAACUAAUCAGAUUAUGCAAGAAAAAAAGCCUGUUUCAAAAAACACGCAUAAGAUUAUAGGCGAUAAUGAACUAAACCAACAUGAUGAAGGCAUGCUUACCGAAGAGACUUUCAUUUCUGAUACCUGUUGUGUGUGUUUAAGGGAAACGGGUGAUGCACUUGCAUGCAAAAUGUGUCUUCAAAAAAUUCAUACCUUCUGUGGCCAUACUACUAAGGGAUUUCAAGUAUCCUCAUCGGGUAAAGUUAUCUCUUAA
Molecule: messenger RNA, 1413 nt
Organism: Parasteatoda tepidariorum (common house spider)
Lineage: Eukaryota; Metazoa; Arthropoda; Arachnida; Araneae; Theridiidae
Source: RefSeq, a predicted model, not a curated record